AGCGUAACGCUAGUUUUGUAAGGUUCAAAGAGUCAAAUUAUCCGAUUUGAGUGAUUUUUUUUCUUAAUUUUCAAUUUAAAUGAUGAUAACAUGGAUAAUGAAGAUAUUUGCAAACAUCAUUGCACUAGUUGCAUGAAUCAAGCCCGUGAUGUUUUAUUCUCUUGUGUUGAAUGUGAAGAUUUUUCACUUUGUUUACAGUGCUAUGUAUAUGGUACGGAAAUUGGUCCACAUAAACGUGAUCAUGAAGUGAAAAUGAUCGAUCUGGGAACGUUUCCCAUAUUCAAAACGAAUAAACGUGACAUCGAUGAACCAAUGGGAACAGACUAUUCGGAAUCAGCAAUUGAUAAUGAAAUUGAAAACAUUAAAAAAGAUGACCAGGAAUUUGAAAAAUUUUUGAAUGAAGAAUUAGGCCAAGAAUUCACAGAAAAUCAUGUAAUAAAAGAAACACAAACACAAUUGCCUGCUCGUAUGGAUACCGGCCGAGAAGAAUAUGAAUGGCGAGCGAUGGAUGAGAAAGCACUAUUUGAAGCACUGACUCGUGUUGGUUACGGCAAUUGGAAAGACGUUGCCAAUUAUAUCAAUACGACUCUUUCAACGAAUAUAUCACCGAGCGAAGUUGAACGCCAUUACAAUAUUCAUUAUAUUGAUGGACUAAUUGGGCGUCUAUGUUGGACAUGGAUGUUUACCGAUUCUGUCGUAAGACAGUUAUCACGGUUUCCAUUCACCAUACGAGGCCAUCAUGAUAAACUACAACCGAACAAAGAUAAUUGUUCUGAUCUAUUCCGUGACAUUCCACAAGCGGAAUUAGAUUCUCUUGGUUACCUACCGAAACGGGAUGAUUUCGAAAGAGAAUUUGAUAACGAAGCCGAAACAUUAAUAUCAAACUUGACGCUUGGUGCUGAAAGUGAAGAUGAUAUAGAAAAGAAAUUUAAAUUAGCUCAGAUUGACAUUUAUCAACGAAGAUUAAUCAGUCGUUUUCGUAAAAAGCUAAUUAUUCGUGUAAAUGAACUAAUCAAACUGUUUUUGGAGGUUCAUAAAAGUGAAUUUUUCAAGGAUUCACUUCAAGCCCGACGCGAUUCAAAUAGUAAAAUAUUUAAAGAUUUUCAGGAAAAAUAUCCAAUGUUUAUGCCAUUUGUUCGAUAUCUACGCAAACAAGAUCUAAAUUCGUUAUUUCAAGAUGUAGCCAUUGAGCAAGUAUUGAAAAUACUAUUGAAAAAAGUCAUAUUGUUUUCAAUAUUAUCAACGAAUAAUCUUGAUAAUUUAAAAAGUGAGGAUAAAAUCAAAAUGAUACAAGUGUUCAACAAAGCCAUAAAUGAAAAAGUUGAACAAAGCAGUGAUGAACGAAAAGUUGAAACAAAUAGCACUGAUAAUAGUAGUUCGACAAAAUUGUCGACCAAACCAACUAAAACUGAUUCAAUAGAUGUUGAAGAUUUGGACGAUAUGGAUGAAACAGAUAUAAUGGAUCUGAUAUUCGCAGAUGAAAAUCAAGUCGAUAGAGACUGUUUGAAUCAAAUAAUUAACCAUGAAUCAAUACAAUCAUUGAGUCGUUUAACAGCAGAUUUCAUACGAAAAUCUGGUGACGAAGAAUUUAUGAAAGAGGCAUUAAAAUUUCUCAACCAACAGCAAUCAUCUCAUUGGAAGAAUGAAACAGAAAGCGAAGAAUUACCAAUUUCCAGUUCACCCAAAAAGAAAAUGAAACCCGAUCCAGAUAAUUUAACCACAGAAGCUGAUGAAUCCGAAUCCAUAGCUCAUUUACUUUCUGACAUGGAAACAAAAUUAUGUACUGAAUUAAAAAUAGAAGCAUCAAUGUUUAUUCAAAUGAAAAAUGUUCUCAUCAAGCAACAUAAAAAAUAUCCAAAAGCAGCCCGACAUCGAUUAAAUCUGGAAAACAUAAUAACCAAACAUUACUAUGGCCGUGAACAUUUGGAAACAUUGCGACGUAUUCAUACUCAUUUGAUCACCAAUGGGGAAUUAUCAUCAUCGGCCACCACAACAAUGAAUGAAACAACAAAACGAACAUAUACAGCUACCCGAAGUACAUCGACGGGUAGCAUUUCAAGUGCCGGUAUUGGUGCCGGUCUUCCUAUUGAAAAUCAAUCAGAAGUAGCUCAUCAUCGUGAAAAUCUACCACCGAAUUUAACACCAGAAGGUCUAAGCGUUGAUCCAAACAUUCGAAUCUUUGAUUCGAUCGUCUAUCUAAUCUACUGUCCAGAACAUGAUCGAAUCGCUGUAACUAAUGUGGAACGAGCACGUUGUGUUUGGUUUCCAUUCGUAUGUCUAAAUGAACACCAGACAUGGAUGCAAGCUGCACGAUCGGGUGUUGAUCUAAUCAUUGGUCGUAAAGAUGCCGAAGCGGAUGCCGAAGAAUCGGCAAAAAAGGCUCCAGUAUAUUCAAUAAGUUACCUUAACAUAUUGCGCAUACAAUUACCACCAGAAAAAUUUAUCACACGUUUGGCCAUGUUGGUUACAUUGAAAAAAUCACCUCAUAGUACGUUUCAAUGUUGUCAGCGUUCGAUGCGAAUCAAUUGGCUUCGUGCAAGCGAUAUUCUUGCUGAUCGUAUCGAUAAAAUAUGGGGACCAGAAUUGAAAAAUUUUACACGUAUUGUCAUCGGUAUAAAUGAACGGCGUAAAUUAAUUACCGAAUUCAGUCUGGAAAAUUCAUUUUAUCAUUAUUUUACUAAAGAAAAUUCAGUAGAGAAAAAACUGCUCAAAGCAUCACACAUAAAACCAGAACAUAUAGCUGAAAUUUAUGAAAACUUUGUUGAACACUGUUAUCCAUCGUUUUAUAUGUCAUUCGAAUCCUUCAAACAUUAUCUAAUUAAGUAUGGUUUCGAUCGUAAUGAUUCAAGGAUGGCAUUUCUAUUUCGUGCCUGCAGCUUGUAUGAUAAUGAUUUUCUACAUUUUCAUGAAGUUCUUCUUGGCAUCAUUGCCAUGGAACCGACAACCAAACAUUUCACUGAAGGCCGUUUGAAUUUUCUAUUCAAAUAUUAUGAUACUUCAAAUAAUGGAUUCCUGAAACUUGAAGAAUUCAUUGUCAUGGUCACCGAUAUUCAUAAAUAUUCAAGCAAUACAAGUCUAAAUGAAGAAAAUUUGAAAACUGAAAUCGAAAAAGCAAUUCGAUGUGUCGGGAUGAAAGAUGAACGAAUCGCUAAAGAUAAUCUAAUCAAAGCUGUAUUAAAUAAUUCAUUCAAGAACACCGAAAAUCUUUGCCGUUCACCGAAACCAAUCCUUCCCCAAAUAUCGAGGUUAAUGCAGACAAAAACCACAGAGAAAAGUGGAUCCUCAUCUUCGGCCGAAGGAUUUCUUGUCGCCAAUCGGCGAUCAAAAAAAGGGACAUGUAUUAAAUGUCGUGAUCAACAUUACGAGUAUUGUUUACAUUGUGUAACAUUCGAUACUGUUGGACGAUGUGUCGCACCAACUCUAAUCUCUGAACAAUGGAUCGAGCCAGCAUUGGAUAACGAAAUGAAUCAGCACAAAUAUUCGAUGGAUUAUACAUUCAACAAUAGUUCAGUUCCGAACAUAUUCAUCGAUUUGAUAAAAGAUUUUUAUAAUAAAACUAAAAUUGAAGGCAAUCAACAAUUGAUCGGAUUGAUGGCUGUACGUGAAGAUUGGAAGAUUUUUUCACGUUAUGUUAAUAUUCUUUGUGAAGAGUUGAAAGGACUUUUGAUCUCUGAAGAUAAAUUAAUAAAAAUUAAUUCACCGGCAAUCGUCGUUGGCGAUAUGCAAGGAAACUUGAUUGAUUUAUUUACAUUGGAAAAGACCUAUUUUCAAGGAUUUCCUGUCACACCAUAUAAUCUAGUCUUUCUUGGUAAUUACAGUGGAAUUGGAUCUUACGGUGUCGAAAUGAUCACCUAUUUGUUUUCACUCAAACUACUGUUACCAAACAAAGUAUUUUUAUUACGAGGUACAAAUGAAAUCAAAUCAAAAAGUCGAAGAAUUUUACUCAGCGAAUGUUUACAUAAAUACGGACCCGAUUUUGGACAGAAAAUUUUUGCCGUUAUAACGGAAAUAUUUGCCAGACUUCCAUUUGCAGUGAUUAUUGAUGAAAAUAUAUUCUGUUGUCAUUCGGGUAUACCGAAAUGGAAUAAAUUGGACAAGAUUAAUCAGCUUGGUCAUGAUGUAUUUUCUGUACUGAAAGAAGCACCGAUCGCUUAUGAAUUAUUGGUCAACACACCACUUGGUAUGGAUGAAUGUUUGUGUUCUAUGGUUACAACGAAAGAAUCGUCAGGAAAUUCAAAAAGCAUGAAACGUUCAUCAUUGGAUUCGAAAAGUUCGAAAAAAAUGGCGCACAAAAAAUUGGGAGCUAAUCUAGUGAUCGGUGUUACCGGAUUUACAGCCUCAGAACAUUCUGAUUUUGUUAAUUCAUGUUCAUACGAUCAUCAAGCAUUUCAGAAUUUUAUGCGUUCAUAUAAUUUUCAAUAUCUAAUACGUUCACAUUCAUUGCAAACGUCCAAUGAUGAUGGCUUUGACCUACACUAUUCGAAUCGAUGUAUAAGUAUAUUCUCUUGUUCAAAACCAAAGUCCUCUCGAUCCACUGUUGCAUUUGUCGAUGGCAGCAAUCAACGUAUACGGCUACUGUCAUUUGAACGUGAAACGGCAAUAAUCACACCAGUAGAAUCAAUCAUACAUAAAUGAGCUCAACAAGGUCAACAAGACAUUUCUUUGAUAAAUAUAUGCACAUAUUUAUUUGUUGAUGUCAAAAAAUUAUUUGAUUCUAUCCAAAAUAAACUUUUUAAGUAAA
Molecule: messenger RNA, 4741 nt
Organism: Dermatophagoides farinae (American house dust mite)
Lineage: Eukaryota; Metazoa; Arthropoda; Arachnida; Sarcoptiformes; Pyroglyphidae
Biological process (GO): regulation of transcription by RNA polymerase II; chromatin remodeling
Cellular component (GO): SAGA-type complex; nucleus
Molecular function (GO): hydrolase activity; calcium ion binding; transcription coactivator activity
Source: RefSeq, a predicted model, not a curated record